Molecule: messenger RNA, 4305 nt
Organism: Hyla sarda
Lineage: Eukaryota; Metazoa; Chordata; Amphibia; Anura; Hylidae
Gene: PDE4B
Product: phosphodiesterase 4B
Biological process (GO): signal transduction
Cellular component (GO): cytosol; perinuclear region of cytoplasm; nucleus
Molecular function (GO): transmembrane transporter binding; 3',5'-cyclic-AMP phosphodiesterase activity
Source: RefSeq, a predicted model, not a curated record
AAUCUGCGGGUGUGUGGCUAGCGGAAGCCUAUAUCUUAUGAAUGGGGAUUGAUACACUCCAGGCCAGCGGUAAUGUAAGCACAGUGGCUCUCCAUAGAGGACAAUAGGGGAUCAGCUACCCCCUCCUCCUAUACAGUGCCAGUUUACUUUACAUCGGAGGGGAUCGGGAUGGACCAACACUAAGGGUCUCCGUGCUGAAUGGGAUCGCCACCUUCACAGACGGAAUUUCUGAACAGUGGAAACAUUACCCGGACAUUACAAUGAAGAAGAGUCAGAGUGUGAUGACGGUGACGGCUGAGGAGAACGCCAAAGAUUUGUCCGAUUGUUACCUGAGCAAGUCUUACAGCUCCUACGGUUAUAGCAUUGGAAUAGACUUAUGGAAGGGGAAACGCUUUUGUUCUGGGACAUUACAGCUACCCCCUCUGCACCAGAGACAAGUCCGGAGGGCAAAGACCCCAGAUUACAUCCACCGGCCCACCACCUUACCCCUGAUUCCACUACCGAGGAUCGCGGUAACGCCGGUGGAGAGGGACAGUUUUGAUGUCGAAAAUGGCCCAGCCGCAGGACGUAGCCCCUUGGACCACCAGACCAGCCCGGGCUCAGGACUCGUUCUUCAUACAAACUUCCCAAGUCACAACCAGCGCCGGGAAUCCUUCCUCUACCGCUCGGACAGCGACUAUGACUUAUCACCAAAGACGAUGUCCAGGAACUCGUCCGCCGCCAGUGAGCAACACGGCGAUGACUUGAUUGUGACUCCAUUCGCUCAGGUGCUGGCCAGUCUGCGCAGCGUCAGGAAUAAUUUUACCUUAUUAACCAAUCUUCAAGGAGCGCCAAACAAGAGAUCUCCAAUGUCCAACCAUCCCCAAAUCUCCAGGGUUAAUAUACAAGAGGAUUCCUACCAGAAACUCGCCAUGGACACCCUGGAGGAGCUGGACUGGUGCUUGGACCAACUGGAGACCAUUCAGACGUACAGGUCGGUCAGCGAGAUGGCAUCGAAUAAGUUCAAGAGGAUGUUGAAUCGGGAGCUCACCCACCUCUCCGAGAUGAGCCGUUCCGGCAACCAGGUGUCUGAGUAUAUCUCCAGCACGUUCCUCGACAAACAAAAUGAUGUGGAGAUCCCAUCCCCAACACAGAAAGAAAGAGAGAAGAAGAAGCGGCACCAGCUCAUGACGCAGAUCAGCGGUGUUAAGAAGCUCAUGCACAGCUCCAGCCUGAACAAUACCAGCAUGUCCCGAUUCGGCGUCAAGACUGAGAACGAAGAUCUGCUGUCUAAGGAAUUGGAAGACCUUAAUAAAUGGGGAUUGAACAUCUUCAAGGUGGCGGCGUUCUCCUGCCAUAGGCCACUGACCUGCAUCAUGUACGCUAUAUUCCAGGAGAGGGAUCUGCUAAAGACAUUCAAAAUUCCCACGGACACGCUGAUCACCUACACCAUGACACUGGAGGAUCACUAUCACUCGGACGUCGCCUAUCACAACAGCCUCCAUGCAGCCGAUGUUACGCAGUCCACCCAUGUGCUGCUGUCUACCCCUGCUCUAGACGCCGUCUUCACCGACUUGGAAAUCUUAGCUGCGAUAUUUGCAGCUGCGAUCCAUGACGUAGACCACCCUGGAGUCUCCAAUCAGUUUCUUAUCAAUACAAAUUCUGAACUUGCACUGAUGUACAAUGAUGAGUCUGUGUUGGAGAAUCACCAUCUGGCGGUCGGGUUUAAGCUCCUACAGGAAGAACAUUGCGACAUCUUUCAGAACCUAUCCAAGAAGCAGAGGCAGUCCCUCAGGAAAAUGGUGAUAGACAUGGUCCUUGCAACAGACAUGUCUAAGCACAUGAGCCUGCUGGCCGACCUGAAGACAAUGGUGGAAACCAAGAAAGUGACCAGCUCCGGUGUUCUUCUCCUGGACAACUACACUGAUCGCAUACAGGUUCUCAGGAAUAUGGUGCAUUGUGCUGACUUAAGCAAUCCAACGAAAUCUCUGGAACUGUACCGGCAAUGGACUGACAGGAUAAUGGAAGAGUUCUUCCAGCAAGGAGACAAGGAACGAGAGCGAGGCAUGGAGAUCAGCCCCAUGUGUGACAAGCAUACGGCGUCUGUGGAGAAAUCACAGGUUGGGUUCAUUGACUACAUCGUUCAUCCAUUGUGGGAAACGUGGGCAGAUUUGGUGCAGCCUGAUGCUCAGGAUAUUUUGGAUACUUUGGAGGACAAUAGGAACUGGUACCAAAGCAUGAUACCUCAAAGUCCUUCUCCUCUUCUGGACGAGCAGGAUAAGGACUGUCCCGGAGUAUCGGAGAAAUUUCAUUUCGAGCUUACCCUCGAGGAAGAAGACUCCGAAAGUCACGAUAAAGAAGGGGACUGUAUCAGUUAUUACAGCAGCACCAAGACACUCCAUAUCGUGGAUCCGGGAAUCGAGGACUCUCCCGAGGGCGACGCAGAAAUACUGACAGACGAUACGUCACCUCUGGACACAUAGGUCGUGUUCCGGGAGAGAACUCCGAGAGGGGAGAACACGUGCAAAGCUGUCUUGUUUUGACAAGCAUGUCAUCUCGAUCUUGGGCCUUGGUUUAGCCUGGCUAAAAGAUCUUUCCUGCUGCUCGUCAGUGAAGAUGUGGUUACGGAUGCUGAAGUGAAAGCUAGCUCAGGAAACUUACAGAUGAUGGACGUUCUUAUCAUUCGGCAUCGUUUCCGAGGUGGAAGAACGAAAGAGGGGGAAAAAAAAAACAACAACGCGUAAUGUUGUGUUGCGCGAACGGCUCGAAAAAGAAAAAAAAAAAAACUUUAUAGAAAACAAAUGACACAAAACUGAGAAAAUUUUGUUCUUUUUUUUUUGCUUUAAAAAAAAACUUGAUAGAUACUAGAAAUUAUAAAUUGGUAGGUCUAUGUCGAAAAAUACCCUGUCCGACUGUCUGAGGACGUGUGUGCCUUUUUUGUAAAACUUCCAUUGUCUCUGAAAUGCCUAUUUGGUUACACGGUAUCUAGUGUAAGCAGAACAAAGAAUAAUGUGUAUAUUCCGAUCCUCUUUUAUUCCUGAAAGAAAGCAGUCUUCCUUUUAAUCGUGGGCAAUAUUCGUGAACUCUUUCGCAGUUGUACCUAAUCGCACAGAGAGAUUGUGUCUCUGGUCAUUUUUUAUUAUUUUAUUUUUGUGUUUUUUGUUGUUGUUUCCUCCGUGCACCUGAAGUCAUUUCAUCGAUUCCUCGUUCUGUGUUGGGAUUUUUUAUUUUAUUUUUUUUAAUGUCGGGUUCUAUAGAAUCGAACUAUUCUGCACAAUAUAAUAAGAGGUAGCCGUUUUCGUUUAGUUUUUAGAAUCAUGUGCGUUCACUACAAUUGAGGACUUAUGUAUCGGAAGGCAGUGUGUAACGUGAUGCGUGUUUGAGACCAAGUUCUGCAUGAUCCCACUCUUUUAUUUUUUUUAUUUAAUAUAUAUUUUUUCCCUUCUUCCUCCAUUGGCGACACCAUCUUUUUAUUGCACUGCCUAACACAUACUUUACUGUUUAUAACAGUGUAUUUAUUAUCGAUUAUGUAAAUAAUGUACCGUUUUGUAAGUUAUUAAUUUAUAUAAAUUGACAUUGCCUGUCAUUGGUGGUGUUGAUUGUGUAGAAAACUCUAGAUGAGAGUUGCAUUUUUCUUGUAAUAUUUUAUUUUAUUUUUUAAAUUAGAGUGCCAGCCUGAACAUUGACAAACACCCCCCCCCCCCCCCCCCGAAAAAAAAAUACCAGACCCAUGGUAGGCCAGUUCCAAAAGGGACGUAGAAUUCUAAUUGAUAUCUUGGUACCGAACGUGAAACAGACUUUAAAAAAAAAUAAAAAAAAAAAUAUAUAUAUAUAUAUAUAUAUAUAUAUAUACAUAUAUAUAUAUUUGUCCCCCAAUCCCUCCAAACUUGUAUUACUCUGAAAUUUGUGGUCCUUUCUGUAUUUGUUAUUAUUAUAAUAACUACUUAUUUUGAUGUACAGCUUUUUGUAAUAAAAAUAAAAAAUGUUUAAAAAAAAAAAAAACUCAAAAAAAUGUCACGCAUCCUGAGGGGGGAAAAAAUAUCUAUCUUAUCUCGGCUUGUCUAUAAUGUUUUUUUUUUUUUUUUGGGAAGUUUUCGGUUUUGACUACCCCGUAUCUGGGGUAGGCGCACUGACUUGUGCAUGAACAAUGGGUCUGUAUGUCUGUUGACACUGCAUUGUUCCAGGUGUAGAUUUAUUUUAAUUUUAUUUUGACAAGAGUUUCACACAAGGUAUGUUAAAGUAUUGUACAAUUGUGCUACGAUGCAUUCUUAAGAUUAUUUUUUUUAUAUAUCUAUAUAUAAAGUAAAUAAAUGAGAAGCAUGAGAA